Durotheca rogersii is the source of this 1356-nucleotide messenger RNA. Its product is annotated as major facilitator superfamily transporter. The transcript has 4 exons. Gene Ontology annotation, molecular function: transmembrane transporter activity. The coding region runs from base 1 to 1356 and encodes 451 amino acids. Gene Ontology annotation, cellular component: fungal-type vacuole membrane. Gene Ontology annotation, biological process: transmembrane transport. The record is from RefSeq and is a predicted model, not a curated record. Lineage: Eukaryota; Fungi; Ascomycota; Sordariomycetes; Xylariales; Xylariaceae.
AUGUCUGCGGAGCCGAAGAAGGACGAUGCGGUGGUCGCCGCGGCGGCGCUGGCCUCGGACGGCGACGACUCCGAGGCGCAGGCGAUUCCAGCCCCGGGUGCCGACGACGAAGACGACGACGACGACGACGGGCUGCCGAUGGACCGCGGCGUGGGGCCCUGGCUGCAGGUGCUCGGGUGCUGGAUCCUGUUCGCGAACACGUGGGGGCUGCCGAACUCGUUCGGGGUGUUCCAGGCGUACUACACGGCGACGCUGCUGGCGGGGGCGGGGCCGUCGGCGGUGGCGUGGAUCGGGUCGGUGCAGGUGUUCCUGAUGAUGGCGGUGGGCGCGGCGGCGGGGCGGCUGCUGGACGCGGGGCGGCUGCGGCUCGUGCUGGGCGGCGGCGCGGCGCUGGCCGCGCUCGGCCUCUUCCUGCUCGGCGCCUGCACCCGCUACUGGCACGUCCUGCUCGCCCAGGCCGUCUGCGUCGGCGCCGGCACCGGCCUCCUCGGCCUCACCUCCGUCGCCAUCAUCCCCCUCUACUUCCGCCGCCGCCGCAUGGUCGCCGUCGGCGUCGCCGCCACCGGCAGCAGUCUCGCCGGGAUCGUGUACCCCAUCAUGCACAGGCGCCUCAUCGCCCGGCUCGGCUUCCCCUGGGCCGUCCGCGUCUUCGCCUUCGUCGUCACUGCUAGCUUGCUCGUCGCCAUGGCCAUCCUGCGCCUCCGCCCGAACAUGAAGCCGCGCGGCGCCCGCUUCAGCACCGCGCACUUCCGCGACAAGCCCUACGUCGUGUUCUGCAUCGCGUUCACGCUGAUCAUGGCGGCGGCGUACGUGCCGUACUUCUUCGUGGACGCGUACGCGGCGCGGCUGGGGGUCGGGCCGGGGACGUCGUUCUACGUGCUGAGCGCGAUGAACGGGGGCAGCCUGGCGGGGCGGGUGGUGCCGAACUGGCUGGCGGACCGGUACGGGGGGCUGAACGUGAUGGUGCCGUGCGGCGUCGGCGCCGCGCUCGCCAUGUUCUUCUUCCGCUUCGCGCGCGACCUGCCCGGCCUGCUCGCCGCCGCCGCCGCCUACGGCUUCCUCUCCGGCGGCACCGUCGCCCUCCCCGUCGUCACCAUCGCCAACUUCACCCCGGCCCCCGCCGACUACGCCACCCGCAUGGGCAUCGGCUACUCCGUCGCCGCCCUCGGCGCCCUCGUCGGCAACCCCCUCGGCGGCGCCGCGCAGCGCCCCCAGCUGGAAGACACCGUCGAGGCCGCGCAGAGAGAGUUCCAGGGUACUUGGAUCUUCGGUGGAGGGGUUAUGCUGGCGGCGGUGCUCACCUUGCUGCUUGCGAAGUACCUCAAGUUUGGCUCGAUUCUCAAGGGGAAAUGCUGA